GAUAUCAGGAACUCGAUUAAUUGAUAUCAAAAACGUUGUCCGAUCAAAAUUAUACUUUUUCCGUUAUUGUUGUAUUGAAAAAUUAGUGAUAAGAAAAUUAAUCAUACAGUAUUUUUAAAGCGCGAGAAGAUUAAAUAUUAAAAAUAUUUAAUUUCAUCUGAUUGUUAUUAUAAGUUAUAAUCAGAGUUUUAUCAGUGUUAAGUGAUAAAAAAAGAUUUAUUAAAAAAUUUUGUUUAAAAUUAAUAUUUUGCUUGUCAUUCAAGCGAAAGAAAAAGUGAAAUCCUAAUCAGGAUUUUAAAUGUUUAUUUACUAAUCAUGUAUAACCUUCAAUACACGUUAGUGGAAUUAUUGAUUGUGGAUCGAUUGAAAGAUAUUUUUUUCAAAGAAAUUGCAUCUUUCGUUCAGGAUCAUUGAACUAUUGAGAUCUUCGAUUUCAUGUAUCAUUUCUUUCGACAAGAAAUUACUAUGACACGCGAUCAUUCUUGAUCGCGUGUUGAUUGGUUAACGAUAAAAUAUAUAAUACUAAUGUCAUCCUUGAGAUUGAACGAUUAUAGUGUCAUAUGCAACGUAUGUUAUCAGAACGUGUGGUUAGGUUGUUCCUGAAAGUAUCACGAUUCAUGAAGUGAAGGGAGUCGAGUGCAACGAAUUCCAUUGGUUUCUGGAGUUUGGCAACGUAAACUCGGCAUCAAGCAUGAUUUUCACUGGCAGGUCCGUGGACGCUCUCGACGAAGUUCGCGGUAAUAACGUUCAGACAGAGAAUCGUCGAGAUGUUAGCGCCGUUGCUAUAGCCGCAGGAUGGUUCUCCAGUUUACGCAGACCCGGUAAAAGGAAUAAGAAGGGCUACCAAAAGCAGGCCAAGAGCGCAUGGGAUCUUAGCACAUUAUCUAUGCAACUGAAAGAUGAGUUGGGUGAAGUGGUGGCUGAAAUGGAAGCGAUGGAGGGCGGUGGUCUUGCCACCGAUGAGACCAAGCCAUCGAAUAAGGCUAAGCAGACGUCGAUCGGCCGUAAGAAGUUCAAUAUGGAUCCUAAAAAGGGCAUCGAGUACCUGAUCGAGCACAAUUUGUUAGCGCCAACGCCCGAGGACGUUGCCCAAUUCCUCUACAAGGGCGAAGGUCUUAACAAAACUGCGAUCGGCGAUUAUCUUGGUGAAAGGCACGAUUUCAAUGAGAGGGUGUUGAGGGCAUUCGUCGAAUUGCAUGAUUUCACCGAUUUGAUCCUCGUGCAAGCCCUUCGACAGUUCCUUUGGUCGUUCCGAUUGCCCGGCGAGGCGCAAAAGAUCGAUAGAAUGAUGGAGUGCUUUGCACAGAGGUACUGCCAGUUGAAUCCAAAUAUAUUUACGAAUACGGACACCUGUUACGUGCUCAGUUUUGCUAUCAUCAUGUUAAACACGUCCUUGCACAAUCCGAGCGUCAAGGAUAAACCUAGCGUGGAACAGUUCAUAUCCAUGAACCGUGGAAUUAACAAUGGCGGCGACUUGCCUCGAGAACUUCUUGUGAGUCUAUACGAAAGUAUAAAAACAGAACCGUUCAAGAUACCGGAAGACGAUGGAAAUGAUUUAAUGCAUACAUUCUUCAAUCCGGACAAGGAAGGUUGGCUUUGGAAGCAAGGCGGACGUUACAAGAGCUGGAAAAGACGAUGGUUCAUAUUGAACGACAACUGUCUUUAUUACUUCGAGUAUACAACCGACAAGGAGCCACGAGGUAUCAUUCCGCUGGAAAACAUUCAGGUCAGAGAGGUGCAAGAUCGACACAAGCCGCAUUGCUUCGAGCUCUAUGCCGCUGGCUCUGAGUUCAUCAAAGCGUGCAAGACAGAUAGCGAAGGAAAAGUUGUCGAAGGAAAACAUACCGUGUACAGAAUGUCUGCAGCCACAGAUGAAGAAAAAGAAGAAUGGAUUAAAUGCGUGCGGCAAAGUAUAUCGCAUAAUCCAUUCUAUGAUAUGCUUGCGGCCAGGAAAAAGAAGGCACAAAAGACCAAUGUACAUUCGAAGAGUUAAACUUUACCAUAGACAUAGCUUCGAGAGAAGCUUGGCGAGACAUAAAAAGAUUGUCUAUUCACGAUCCUGUUUUUCUAUCAGGAUCGUAUAGUACAAUAUACAAUCAAAUGAAUCUGGACGGAGGUCUAUAUGAAGAGAAUUUAGCAGGAAAAUAUACCUGUUGAUAGAUAUUUAUCAACGUAGCAUUGAUCCAACUAGAAACUUGAAGAAACACAUACACAAAAAAGAAAAUAUACUUGAAAGAAAAAGAAAAUGGUAUCAUUAAUUAAUUUUGUAUAAAAAUUAUGCUACGUUUUAGAGGCCUAAAUACGUAUUAUUUAAAUAGAAUUCAACAUAAAGCAUUUCUUUAGAGACAAAUGAAUAUAGAAACAAAAGUGUAAUAUUAUAUUUAAAAUCCUAGCGAACGUGGCGAUGAUGGAUAAAUAAAUUAGACGUGCAAAGACAACAUUUUUCUUUUCGUAAUGUUCAAAAAAAAUUAAAUAAGAAGAAUUUUAAAAAAAACUUCAACCAUUUAUUUGAUAUUUGAGAAUAUUCAUAAAAAAAUAAUAACGUGUAUAUGUAUUUAUCGACCGUUGGAAAGAUAGAUUCGUUCAGAAAAAGAGAUAAUUAUAGAAAGAGUGAAAUCUUUCUUAUUUUCUGGCAGCUUUAAAAAAAUUAUCGAAAUUUGAAAUCACUUCGAACAAUUCAAUAUGUGUAAAAUAUUUAUUAUAUACGAUAUUUUUGUGCAUUAUAAUAUUUUAUGUUCUUUGUAAGAAGAAAGAAUAAGAUAAUCUAAAAGUAUCAGAAAGAAUAAUAUAUGGGACAAUGAUUUUUCAUAAUUGUAAACUGACAUUAAACGCAAGAAUAAGUUAGUAAGAUGCGUGCAUUAUGUGAUAGUUGUGUAUUUAUUUGAGAAAAAAAUAAAACAUAUAUAGAUGAAAUUAGUUAAAAGAAAAAAUGUCUUCAAUAUGCCAGAAAUUAUCCUAAACUGUACAUUGUCGUACAGUUUAUAAAUAUGGCAUAUUAGCCAAUUAUGUGACAGUAGAUUAGAAUAAUUAUUGUUUUUUUUUUUUUUUUUUUUGUUUGAAUAUAUACGUAUAUAUAAAUAUAUACAUAUAUAUGUACAUAUAAAUAUGCAAAUGACGCAUGAGGCAUUAUAACUUUAUGCAUUAUACGUAUUGCAAUAUAAUAGUUACAAUAGUAUAGGAAAGUUCAGUAGCAACUUGAUAAGAUCCAAUUAAGAACCUGCAUCCAAAUAUUAUUCAGAUUCACAAUAAAAUCUGAAAUUAUGUGUUAAAAUAAUAAUUUAUUUCAUUAAAUUAUUCUAGAUAAAAAUAAUACAAGAAUCCAUCUACAAGUUACUUUUUCUUUUUUUUCA
Apis laboriosa (Himalayan honeybee) is the source of this 3350-nucleotide messenger RNA. It is a transcript of the gene step, whose product is annotated as cytohesin-1. The transcript is spliced from 6 exons. NCBI's taxonomy places the organism in Eukaryota, Metazoa, Arthropoda, Insecta, Hymenoptera, Apidae. The record is from RefSeq and is a predicted model, not a curated record. Bases 692 to 1993 code for a protein of 433 amino acids. Gene Ontology annotation, molecular function: guanyl-nucleotide exchange factor activity. Gene Ontology annotation, biological process: regulation of ARF protein signal transduction.